CAAUGCUCCACGCUGCUCUAAGAUGAGGGUAUGGAAAGAGGUCAUCGCCUUCAUCCUGUUUGGUGCCUCGUUUUUCCUCCUGCUUAUGAGAACCACGUUACAUGUCGGGCCACGUUACCCAACGGCCUUAAAGAUUUCUUCAGGCUAUUCCUCACAUCCACCAGCCUCAGCACUUGAAUCCCCACCAUCAUCAUCCUCAUCUUCAGGAUCAUCAACCUCAGAGAGGAAGCCAGCGCCGCGACGAGCGGUCCGAGCCACGGAGGACAUGGGCACCUUUCUCUCCGAGUUCUCGUACCUCUUCCAAAGCUUCACCGAGGGCGAGUUGAAGAAGGUGAUUGCGACUCUGGUGGACCGAAAGGAAAGGAGGAUGAGAACCGAGACGGGACGGAGAACCAAACGAGCACGGAAAGGCCCAAAACCGUGCUCUCUGCAUGAGGUCGAGCUCACGGUGAGCGAGCUUGGGCUCGGGUACGAAAGCGACGAGACAGUGCGCUUCAGAUACUGCAGUGGGAAGUGCAUCCAUGAGAGACGCAACUAUGACUUUGUAAUGGAGCACAUGCAGUUAAAUAACGGCUCCAGUGAAAAAGGCCGGCGUGGACGGGAAAACGGGAAAAAAGACAAGGCGCGCUACACUCCUUGUUGUCGGCCUACGAGGUUCGAGAAGAAAAUGUCUUUCUUUGACAACAAGGACAGAUUCUACACAAUCCAGAACGUGUCUGCGAGAGCGUGCGGUUGCGUAUGACAUUCGGGGAGCUGUGGAAACUUCAGGGAGUGUGUCUAUACGUUUCCCUUAGAAAUACCCAAAAAUGAUUCAGAACUCCAUAGGAGCUUUGGAAAGGGCGACCGUGUGACACGCUAUCCGAGAACGAGAAACAAAAAGAUGCC
Molecule: messenger RNA, 885 nt
Organism: Pimephales promelas (fathead minnow)
Lineage: Eukaryota; Metazoa; Chordata; Actinopteri; Cypriniformes; Leuciscidae
Source: RefSeq, a predicted model, not a curated record